Oryza sativa Japonica Group (Japanese rice) is the source of this 1495-nucleotide messenger RNA. RefSeq names its product acetylserotonin O-methyltransferase 2-like. Gene Ontology annotation, molecular function: S-adenosylmethionine-dependent methyltransferase activity; O-methyltransferase activity; protein dimerization activity. Lineage: Eukaryota; Viridiplantae; Streptophyta; Magnoliopsida; Poales; Poaceae. Gene Ontology annotation, biological process: methylation. The record is from RefSeq and is a predicted model, not a curated record.
CGCCAUAAGAUUGCACUUGUAGUACUUUACUGCACGAAGAACACCAUGGCACAACGUGUCCAAGAAGAAGAUGAGCAGAUGAUGAGCACCGAUGACUUGAUCCAAGCUCAGAUCAAGCUCUACCACCACUGCUUCGCCUUCAUCAAGUCCACAGCACUUUGGGCCGCCAUCGACCUGCGCAUUGCGGAUGUCAUCCACCGCAAUGGCGGAGCCGCCACCUUAUCCGACCUCGCGCUCAACGUCGGGCUGCACCCGACCAAGCUCUCCCACCUCCGGCGGCUCAUGCGCGUGCUCACCGUCACUGGCAUAUUCGCUGUCGAAGACCGCAAUGGUGAGGCCAUGUACACACUCACCCGAGUCUCUCGCCUUCUCCUCAACAGCGAUGGGGAGGGAACGCACGCCUUGUCCCAAAUGGCGCGUGUGUUAGCCAACCCACUCGCCGUGAUCUCUCAUUUCAGCAUUCACGAGUGGUUCACCACCGAGAAGGCAACCACCAUGACACCCUUCGAGGUGGCGCAUGGUUGCACGCGGUGGGAGAUGAUAGCGAACGAUGCCAAGGAUGGCAGCGUGUUCAACGCCGGCAUGGUUGAGGACAGCCGUGUCGCCAUGGAUAUCAUCUUGAAGGAGAGCUGUGGCAUUUUCCAGGGCAUCAGCUCUCUUAUUGAUGUUGGUGGUGGCCAUGGCGCUGCAGCUGCAGCCAUAGCAACGGCAUUCCCAAACAUCAAGUGCACUGUGCUGGAUCUGCCUCAUAUUGUUGCUGAGGCUCCCGCCACUCAUAGCAACAUCCAGUUUAUAGGUGGUGACCUUUUCAAGUUCAUUCCAGCAGCCGAUGUUGUUCUACUUAAGUGUCUUUUGCACUGUUGGCAAGAUGAUGAUUGUGUCAAGAUUCUGCGACUAUGCAAAGAGGCAAUCCCGGCAAGAGAUGCUGGGGGAAAGGUGAUAAUUAUUGAGGUGGUUGUCGGGAUUGGAUCCGAGGAAAUUGUUCCUAAGGAGAUGCAACUUUUGUUUGAUGUUUUCAUGAUGUACAUCGAUGGCAUCGAGCGAGAGGAGUAUGAAUGGAAGAAGAUUUUCUUAGAGGCUGGAUUCAGUGACUACAAAAUCACCCCGGUGCUAGGUGCCCGAUCAAUCAUCGAGGUUUACCCUUGAUGCUUCUGAAGGUGUACAUGUGCAUCUCUCCGUGGAACCUAUUCUAGUUCAGACAAUUGAACUAAAUACAUAACAUGUUGGUUAUAAACAUGUUUAUGUUAGUCUUUUGAUUUCCUUUCGUUCAUGAGUCAGUAGCCUUGAGGCGUGUGCAUGUUCACACUGAGGCCAUCGUUUUUUCGUUUUUCUGUUGUCGUAUGAGCUACAGUAUGUGCUCUGUGGGAUGGUACAACUUAUGUACGUCGUGGCUUGAGUCUUGGGCAUAUUGGUAGCCCGUGAUUUCCAUUUUUAUUUUCAUCACAAUAAGAGGAAGAGAAAACUGAAAAGCUGCAAUGCAGUUCGCAGCGCCAAA